Molecule: messenger RNA, 1191 nt
Organism: Aspergillus thermomutatus
Lineage: Eukaryota; Fungi; Ascomycota; Eurotiomycetes; Eurotiales; Aspergillaceae
Exons: 3
Coding region: 1-1191 (396 amino acids)
Source: RefSeq, a predicted model, not a curated record
AUGAAGAUCCUACCGUCUUUCCACCGUCUCCUAGGCAGUUUCCUUACUAUCAGUCUGUUGGCGUGCCUCUUUGUGACGGCGUUCAACCUCGACUUCCUCCCGCGCGGUUUAUCGACGCGAUUGUUCGGACGAAGCCUUCCAGGAUCGCUGGUAACAGCUCCCCAAGGUGCAGUUGGGUACUAUCAGCCUCCUCCAGGGCCCAUUGCCAACGAAGCGCGACCGACAGAGACCUCCCCUCCAAAGGUCUACAAGACGAUCACCACAACGAUCAUUACCCGAGAGAUAACGCAUGAACUGAGGCAAGCGCCGGUGGCGAUGAGGAACUCGUCAGCCCUGCUGUAUGUCGGCUCGUUCCUGAUCUCUGCAAGUUUACUGAUGGAGUCUCCCAGACCCUCGAAGAACGUUGCCGUAGUCACCGGGACUGUGACCAAGACGCAGGUGAUGGUGGUAGCUACACAGACGGCUUCCUCCAAAGGAACCGGGUUUGCGCUUCGCAAGAACGGCACCUGUCUCGAUACAGAGGUGGACUGUGGUUUCACCGUUCAUCCCUUUCGAGCCUGUUGCCCCGGGGGCUCAUACUGUCCAAGCCAGUACAAUGUGAACUGCUGUCCGUCCGCCGCGAACUGCACACAGCUACUUGUGGAGUCGCCAAGAUGCGCCAAUGAGACGUGGAAUCUGUACAGUAAUUAUGGAUACUUUUGCUGCGAGCCUGGAACAACAGCCUUCGGGACGAGUUCGCACAGUGAUGGUUGCGCGGUGCCGGGGUAUACCUUCGAUAGCUCUGAUACUCUGUUGCCGCUUGUCUCCUCGGGGAAGGCAUCGGUUGCGACAUCAACGUCCUCCAUAACAUCCACCCCGUCGACGAGCUCUACAUCCUCCACAUCACCAACACAAACAUCGACUCAACCCUCCGAGGCGUCCUCCAAGACAAACACAGGAGCCAUUGCAGGAGGCGUAGUCGGCGGCGUAGCGGGAGUAGCCCUUAUCGCUAUCCUGCUUUGGUGGCUUCUCAGUCGCCGAAUGAAACGGCAACCAGCCCUUCACGAGACGCAGGUGGUCCCCAACACGGAGUAUAAAAAUAAUAGCCAGAUGGUGAGCGAACUGGACGGUCGCAGUGCCGCGCAUGAGCUUGAGAGCCAGGCAAAUCAUCCGGCCCACGAGUUACCGGCGGACUCGGCAUUCCAUCGAUGA